AUGGCUAAUAAUAUACAAGCAAGAAGAGGACGUUGGGUUCAAGAAGAUGACGGAAGAGCAGCGGAUCGUGACAUGGAGAUGGAAGAGAUGAGAAGGACCAUACAACAAUUACAAACACAACUUCGACGUUACCAAAGGCAAGAACGGCGAAGGAUUCCUAAGGAUGAUAACGAAGGGUCUAAUAUUAAUCCCUUUCAUGAUGUUGAUGAAGAUGACUCUAGCGAUAAUUCUGAUUUUGCUAGGAGACGACAAGAUGAUGAAUUUGAUCAUCCAAAAAUAAGGAGGACUCAUAUAAGGGAGAAAAGAGAUGAUGUGAAGGUUGAUGUUCCUGAUUUUGAUGGAAAAGCCCAAGGGGAUGCGUUUAUGGAUUGGUUACUCACCGUUGAACGAAUCUUUGAGUUCAAGGACUACUCUGAGGAGAAAAAGGUGAAGAUUGCUGCCAUCAAGCUUAAAGGAUAUGCAUCACUUUGGUGGGAGAAUCUUAAACGAGAAAGAGAAAGAGAAGGUCGUGGAAAGAUUCGAACGUGGGAGAAGAUGAAAAGAGAACUGCGUAGACGUUUUAUUCCUAAUACAUACAAGCAAGAAAACUAUCUGAAGUUUUAUAAUCUUCGUCAAGGAGACCUGACCGUGGAAAACUAUACUCGGGAGUUUGAAUAUCUCAUGAUUAAGUGUGAUACUCGAGAACAUGAGGAGCAAACUAUAGCAAGGUACAUUGGUGGGUUGCGGCUUUCCAUCGCAGAUGCUAUUCGACUGCAACCUUAUUGGACAUUUAAUGAUGUGCGAAAACUUGCUAUCAAUGUUGAACAACAACAAAAGGAGCCGAAAAGAUCUUACCCCAAGAAGAACUAUUCUAACCAGGGGAAUAAUAAUAUUGGUGCUGGGAAUUCCAAGGCAAUUCAUAGAGGUAAUUCUUCUAAUUCAACUAAUGCUAAGAGUGAUGAGAAGAAACCUCAAGGGGAUUCAACUAGGAGAAAGUGUUUUAAGUGCCACGGUUUUGGCCAUCUACAAGCUGAUUGUCCCAAUCGAAAGCCUAUUAUGAUAGUUGAGGAAGAAGAUGGGGCUGAUCAUGAAGACAACCAAGAAUCUGAUCAAGUUGAUGAGGAACGUGAGGAUGCCGAAAUUGAAGCCGAUGAAGGUGCUUGUUUAGUUAUUCAGAGAAGCUUACAUGCUGGACAUAAAGAUGAAGAGUCAUGUCAAAGAGAAACACUUUUCCACACUAGGUGUACUUCACAUGGCAAGGUAUGUUCUGUGAUUAUUGAUGGUGGAAGUUGCACUAAUGCUGUUUCGGAAGAGAUGGUGACUAAAUUGGGUUUGAAGACUGCGAAACAAGAAGCUAUAUUGGGCUUUUGUUAUUUAGGGUGUCAACAACAAGCUCUUGUGAACCCAAGAAUUGGGAAACGUAAAAGACUUAAAUACGUACCUAAAACUGAUAAGUUCAAAGAAAGGAAGUAA
Lycium barbarum (goji berry) is the source of this 1452-nucleotide messenger RNA. RefSeq lists its product as uncharacterized. Gene Ontology annotation, molecular function: zinc ion binding; nucleic acid binding. The transcript has 2 exons. Lineage: Eukaryota; Viridiplantae; Streptophyta; Magnoliopsida; Solanales; Solanaceae. Bases 1 to 1452 code for a protein of 483 amino acids. The record is from RefSeq and is a predicted model, not a curated record.